AUGUGGGUGUUUUGUAUGAUUUUCAUUCUGGCUCAUUGCCAGCUACAAGGUGGUCAAGGGGCAAAUACUGUACAGGGUAUUGGUGUCAAUUGGGGUUCCAUAGCAUCUCACCCCAUGAAUCCUACCAUUGGGGUGAAUAUGCUAAAGGACAACGCAAUUAAAAAAGUAAAGAUUUUCGAUGCAGAUUCUUGGACUGUAAGUGCCUUUUCUGGCACAGACAUUGAACUCAUGAUUGGAAUUCCUAAUGAUCAAUUGAAGAAGUUAUCUAAAAGUAAGCAUCAUGCAGAAAAAUGGGUAAAACAUAAUGUCACAAAACAUGUUCAUGAUGGAGGGAUCAACAUCAGAUAUGUAUCUGUUGGAAAUGAACCAUUUUUGUCUAGUUACAAUGGUUCAUACAUAGGGACCACAUUUCCAGCGAUGGAAAAUAUUCAAAAGGCUAUUGAUGAGGCUGGUUUGGGAGACCAAAUAAAGGUGACUACGGCUUUAAAUGCUGAUGUAUACGAGUCCAAUUCAGACAAGCCUUCAGAUGGAACUUUUCGCAAUGAUGUUUUUGACGUCAUGAAACAAAUAGUGCAAUUUCUUGAUGAAAGGAAGUCCCCAUUUGUUGUCAACAUAUAUCCAUUCCUUAGCCUCUAUCAAAAUGAAGAUUUUCCAACAGAUUAUGCUUUUUUCGACAGUAAUAGUAGAAGUAUUAAUGACAAAAAUGUACAAUAUACCAAUGUGUUUGAUGCAAAUUUAGAUACCCUUGUCUGGUCAUUAAAAAAGAUUGGUCAUCCUAAUGUGACAAUCACCAUAGGUGAAAUUGGAUGGCCAACUGAUGGUACCAAAGAAGCUAAUGCAAAUAAUGCAAAAAGAUUCUACCAAGGUUUCCUUAAGAAAAUGGCGAGUGAGAAAGGGUCUCCACUUCACCCAGGGCGUAUGAAUGCUUAUCUAUUUUCUCUAUUUGAUGAGAACAUGAAGAGUACUGCACCUGGAAAUUUUGAGCGUCAUUGGGGAAUUUUUCGUUAUGAUGGCAAACCCAAGUUUCCUAUAGAUUUUUCUGGUCAAGGACAAGAGAAAUGGCCUAUAGGAGCAAAAGGGGUUGUCUACCAAGAGCGUCAAUGGUGUGUCCUUAAAAAGAAUGUUAAUAUGAGUAUGUUGCCAGGUCCACUAAGCUAUGCUUGUGCUGAUGGUGAUUGCUCAAGCUUAGGUCCCAAUUGUUCUUGUGCAAAUUUGAAUGAAGCUGGUAAUGCUUCCUAUGCUUUCAAUCAAUACUUUCAAUUGAAUGACCAAAGUGUUGAGGCAUGUGAUUUCGAGGGGUUGGCUACUAUUGUGACACAGGAUCCAUCCAAUGGAAGUUGCUUCUUCCCUGUAGAAAUUAUGAGUGGUAGCAAUAUUCUUGGAGUAAUACAUAAGGUGGGAGGCCUUUUAAUUGGAUUCACGUUGAUUUUCACAUUUACAUAG
Molecule: messenger RNA, 1443 nt
Organism: Abrus precatorius (Indian licorice)
Lineage: Eukaryota; Viridiplantae; Streptophyta; Magnoliopsida; Fabales; Fabaceae
Product: glucan endo-1,3-beta-glucosidase 8-like
Exons: 2
Coding region: 1-1443 (480 amino acids)
Biological process (GO): carbohydrate metabolic process
Cellular component (GO): plasma membrane
Molecular function (GO): hydrolase activity, hydrolyzing O-glycosyl compounds
Source: RefSeq, a predicted model, not a curated record